AUGGACCAGCUCUGGAUCGUCCUCAACCAUCUCCAAUCCCUCGUCGGGUUGGUACUCGGUUCUUACGGUUUCCUGUUUGGAUGAGAGCUUUCUCGAUCUGGAAGGUUUUGAUUAGCCCUAAUAUGAGUCUAUUCCCGCGUGGUUUUGUAACAUUUGCAGGCCCGGGAUCACGCUGAUGUAUCCGUUGUAAGAAGAAACCAUUCAUCCCUUCGUUUUCCUCCCCUGGAGGAGGUUUUGAUGGCGGAUCUUGCAGGUACGCGUCGGUGCGGGCCAUCGAGAGCCCCUCUUCGGUCGACGACGAGCAAUGGCUCGCCUACUGGAUCUUGUACUCGUUCCUGACCUUGACGGAGAUGGUGGCCGAGCCCGUCCUCAACUGGUACGCCUCCCUGCUCCCCCUCUCUCUUCCGGAUGUGACGGGAUUUCUCAUCGAAUUCGUCUCUUACGGAACGCCUCGCGUGGUUGGGAUCCGGCGGAGAAGGUUUCCGAUGUGGUACCAUGUGAAGGUGGCGUUCAUGGCGUGGCUGGUCCUGCCGCAGUUCCGAGGGGCCGCCUUCGUCUACGAGAGGUUCGUCCGGCAGCAGAUCCGCAAGUACAGCUCCGGCGCCGCCGCCGGGGCUGGCGGCAGACGCAAGAAAUCUCACCCUCACGCUGGUGAGUACGCCCCUCCCAGCCGCUGAACUUCUCACCCGACCUCUUCGUCGGUCUGUUCACAUCCUUCUGAUCCAGGGUGAGCCGCCGAGGAGGGAAUUCGUCGACGAAGACCACGGAGGCGCCGCCGCUGCCGAGGUCCAUCCUUCAUCCUGUAGAUCCAUCCUGGUACGAGCCUUCGAUUCUCCUCUCCUUCUCCUUGUGAUCCGCAAAGCCCACUGACUGUUGUGCUCCUCUGAAGAAGAACCCGUUCGGUAAUCUUACCGUCGGACUCUCAAAGGACCAUAAAAACAUAUAAGCUAUAUGUAAAUUUUAGUGGGCCGACUCGUGGUCCUUUACCUGUCAUGGACCGGUCCAGACCGCCAAAUAUCGGGCAAAUAGUCUUGGGCUGCCAUGUGAGGGGAUCCCAGAGCUUAUUGA
This is a messenger RNA of Spirodela intermedia, 1068 nucleotides long. Lineage: Eukaryota; Viridiplantae; Streptophyta; Magnoliopsida; Alismatales; Araceae. The record is from the annotation of a GenBank genome assembly.